Molecule: messenger RNA, 14494 nt
Organism: Pygocentrus nattereri (red-bellied piranha)
Lineage: Eukaryota; Metazoa; Chordata; Actinopteri; Characiformes; Serrasalmidae
Gene: lrp1ab
Product: low density lipoprotein receptor-related protein 1Ab
Exons: 90
Coding region: 672-14333 (4553 amino acids)
Molecular function (GO): calcium ion binding; protein binding
Source: RefSeq, a predicted model, not a curated record
GCUCUCGCAGUGACGUCAUUAAGCAGGGUGCUGUGGAGAGGCUUGCGCGCACACACUCGCUCAGUUUCACACACACGCACGCGCAUACUCACUCACUCACUCACUCACAUUCACACUCACACACACCAAGCACGAACCAGCAGCAGCAGCAGCAUCGCAGGCGGCGGGACGCGGCAGAGAAAGGAGCCUUUUAUUUUCUUUUUUUCUUUUUUUCUUUUAUGGGAGCGACCCCCGCUCGCUGCUCAAGCCCACUCCACGCUUCUUUUUACCCGCGGUCUCGCGUUCAGCCGGUGCCGCUGCAGAGCAGAGGGUGACCGGUCCUGAUUUCGUUCUUAUUUUUGUUUUACUGCCGGUUUCUCUGCUCCGAUUAAAGUGCUGGUCGACCGUCGCCAACAUUCCCUACAUGAGCGCGCGGCCCCUGAGCGCGUCGCCUCUGCAGGCUCUGUCGGCUCUGUAGGCUGGAGAAGCUGGAAAAUACCCCUUCCCUCCUCGGUUCGAGACGUCCUGCGAGAAUUUAGAGCCCUCCUUUAGCCUGUGCUGGCCGGCGGAGGGACCGAAGGCUCGACGCAGGAGGAUUUGAUGAGGUGUUCGUCUCCAGCCCUGCACACCCACCUUCUCCUCCUCCUGAGUUUCCAUUAGCGGUGCUGGCGGUGUCACCGCGCCGGGAGAACAUGCUGGCUGCCGGACUGUUCGCCUUCGGAUUCUGCCUCACCGCGGAGGUCCUGGUUCCUGCCGGAGCCGUUGAGGCUCCGAAGACCUGCAGCUCCAAGCAGUUUGCGUGUAAAGACCAGUUGACAUGCAUUUCCAAUGGCUGGCGCUGUGAUGGAGAAAAGGACUGUCCAGACGGCUCGGACGAGUCUCCGGAUAUCUGUCACCAAAGUCAGACGUCACAGUGCCCCCCCAACGAGUUUGAGUGUCGAGGGACAGACGUGUGUAUUCACCUGAGCAAAGUGUGUGACGGCAUCUCGGACUGCAUGGACGGACGGGACGAAGGACAUCACUGUCUUGAAUUUGUCCAUAACUGCAGCACCAUGGGCUGUCAUGAUCACUGCUCCAUCACCCCCUCCGGACCCAAGUGCUACUGCAGGAAUGGCUUUGAGGUUGGAGAAGACGGCAAGGCCUGCAAAGAUUUUAAUGAAUGUGCAGUCUAUGGCACGUGCAGUCAGACGUGCAUGAACACUGAUGGCUCCUACACCUGCAGCUGUGUGGAGGGCUACCUGCCUCAGCCGGACAACCGCUCCUGCAAGGCCAAGAAUGACCCCGUGGACCGUCCUCCAUACCUUCUCAUUGCCAACUCCCAGAACAUCCAGGCAACCUCUCUGAAUGGGGCCAACCCUGUCUCCAUCGACACUCGCAAGACCACCGCUAUGGACUUCAUCUAUGCUGAGGAGACGGUCUGUUGGAUCCAUGUUGGGGACACGUCCAGCGGCACACAGCUCAAGUGUGCCAAAUUCUCCAAUGCUAAGAGCUUUACUGAUGAGAGAACAGUCAACAUCUCCCUCAGCCUUCAUCAUGUGGAGCAGAUGGCCAUCGACUGGCUGACAGGGAACUUCUACUUCGUAGACGAUGUGGAUGACCGCAUCUUCGUUUGCACCAAAGAUGGUUCCACCUGCAUCAUCCUGCUAGACCUGGAACUCUACAACCCUAAAGGCAUUGCACUAGACCCGGCAAUGGGUAAGAUGUUCUUCACAGACUACGGGCAGAUCCCCAAGGUGGAGCGCUGCGACAUGGACGGGCAGAAUCGCACCAAGCUGGUCGACAGCAAGAUUGUCUUCCCACACGGCAUCACACUCGACCUGGUCAGCAGGCUGGUGUACUGGGCUGAUGCUUAUCUGGACUACAUUGAGGUGGUGGACUAUGAGGGCAAGAACAGACACACAAUCAUUCAGGGCCUGCAGAUCGAGCACCUGUAUAGUCUAACAGUGUUUGAGAACUACCUGUAUGCCACCAAUUCAGACAACGCCAACACGCAUCCUAAGACCAGCGUGAUCCGUGUGAACCGCUUCAACAGCUCAGACUUACAGGUGGUCACGAGAGUGGACAAGGGUGGAGCUCUGCACGUCUACCACCAGAGACGUCAGCCUGCUGUGCGCAGUCACGCAUGUGCUCCUGAUCAGUUCAAAAAGCCAGGAGGCUGCUCAGACAUCUGCCUACUGGCAAACAGCCACAAGAGUCGAACAUGCCGCUGCCGCUCUGGAUUCAGCCUGGGCAGCGACGGCAAAUCCUGCAAGAAACCAGAGCACGAACUGUUCCUGAUCUACGGUAAAGGUCGACCGGGUGUUAUCAGGGGCAUGGAUCUGCAUGCCAGAGUGUAUGAUGAGCACAUCAUUCCCAUUGAGAACCUAAAUAACCCCAGGGCUCUGGACUACCACGCUGAGACGGAGUUCAUCUACUUCAGUGAUGCUACGACCUACACCAUCGGCCGGCAAAAAAUCGAUGGCACUGAGAGGGACAUUAUCGUGAAGGACGGAAUACACACUGUUGAGGGAAUAGCUGUAGACUGGAUGGGUCAGAACCUGUACUGGGCAGAUGAUGGACUUGAAAAGACAAUCAAUGUGGCAAAGCUGGAGAAAGCCUCCCAGACUCGCAAGACCCUCAUCGAGGGCAAGAUGACCCACCCACGAGCCAUAGUUGUGGACCCUGUACAUGGGAUGCUGUACUGCAGUGACUGGCAAGAAGACUCCAGAGAUGCAAAUCGUGGCAGCAUUAGAAAAGCCUGGAUGGAUGGCUCCAACUUUGGCGUCCUUAUCUCCUCCAAAAACAUGCUUUGGCCUAAUGGCCUGAGCCUGGACAUCCAGCAGGGCAUACUCUACUGGGUGGACGCCUACUACGACCGUAUUGAGAUGGUGCUGCUUAACACCACCGAACGCAGGACGGUGUAUGAGGGGCAGGAGCUGAACCACCCCUUUGGCCUCUCACACUACAAGAACUUCCUGUUCUGGAAUGAGUAUCGGAUCGGGAGCAUUUACAAGCUGGACCAGAUCACCAAGAAGGUCACACUACUGCGCAAUGAACGACCUCCAAUCUAUGAGAUCCGCACAUACGACGCACAGCAACAACAAAUUAUAGGCCACAAUUUGUGCCGGGCCAAUAACGGAGGCUGCAGCAGUCUGUGCUUGUUAACCCCAGUGGGGCGUACCUGCGCUUGCGCUGACGAACAGAUCCUGGACUUGGACAACAAAACCUGUAAAGCCAAUCCAUCCUAUGUACCUCCACCUCAAUGUCAGCCGGGAGAGUUUGCCUGUAAGAAUAACCGCUGCAUCCAAGAGCGCUGGAAAUGUGACGGAGACAACGACUGCUUGGACAACAGCGACGAGACCCCAGAGCUUUGCCACCAGCAUACUUGCCCAGCUGACCGCUUCAAGUGCCAGAACAACCGAUGCAUCCCCAUGCGCUGGCUCUGCGAUGGAGACAAUGACUGUGGCAGUGAUGAGGAUGAAUCCAACAGCACCUGCUCAGCUCGCACAUGUCCUCCUAACCAGUUCCCGUGUGCCAGUGGCCGCUGCAUCCCCAACUCCUGGACCUGUGACCUGGACGAUGACUGUGGAGACCGCUCUGAUGAACCAGCCUCCUGUGCCUACCCCACUUGUUUUCCACUCACACAAUUCACCUGUGCUAAUGGACGCUGCAUCAAUGUUAACUGGCGUUGUGAUAAUGAUAAUGACUGUGGCGAUAACAGUGAUGAAGCAGGCUGCAGUCACUCGUGUUCCAGUGUACAGUUCAAAUGCAACAGUGGCCGCUGCAUCCCGGAGUACUGGACCUGUGAUGGAGACAACGAUUGUGGAGACAACAGUGACGAGAAGAGUGCCAACUGCACCAACCAGGCUACGCGUCCCCCUGGAGGCUGUCACACUGAUGAGUUCCAGUGCCGCAUGGAUGGACUGUGUAUCCCUAUGCGAUGGCGCUGUGACGGUGACACCGACUGCAUGGACCUGAGUGACGAGAAGCACUGUGAGGGCGUCACACACAUGUGCGACCCUGCCGUUAAGUUCGCUUGCAGGGAUUCAGCGCGUUGUAUCAGUAAGGCGUGGGUGUGUGAUGGAGACAGCGACUGUGAGGAUAACUCGGAUGAGGAUAAUUGCGAGGCGCUGAUGUGUAAGCUCUCGCACCAUGUGUGUGCCAGCAACGACUCCAUCUGCCUGCCUGCUGAAAAGCUCUGCGAUGGCAACGACGACUGUCCUGACGGCUCAGACGAGAAGCUCUGCGACCUGUGCUCAUUAGAGAACGGAGGCUGCAGCCACAACUGCUCGAUCGCCCCGGGCGAGGGCAUCCUGUGUUCGUGUCCGACGGGCAUGGAGCUGGGCUCUGACAACAAGACCUGCCAUAUCCAGAGCUUCUGUGCCAAGCACCUCAAGUGCAGCCAGCGCUGCAUACAGGAGAAGGCCACAGUCAAGUGCGCCUGCUAUGAGGGCUGGGCCCUGGAGCCUGACAACGAGAGCUGCAAGAGCACCGAUCCAUUCAAACCCUUCAUCAUCUUCUCCAACCGGCACGAGAUCAGGCGGAUUGACCUGUAUAAGGGUGAGUUCAGUGUUCUGGUGCCCAGCUUGAGGAACACCAUCGCCCUGGACUUCCACCUCAACCAGAGCUCCCUCUACUGGACAGAUGUGGUGGAGGACAAAAUCUACCGUGGGAAACUGUCUGAUAACGGAGCACUGACCAGUUUUGAGGUGGUUAUUCAGUAUGGCCUGGCUACUCCAGAGGGCUUGGCUGUAGACUGGAUUGCCGGAAACAUCUACUGGGUGGAGAGUAACCUGGACCAGAUCGAGGUGGCCAAGCUAGACGGCACCAUGCGCACCACCUUGCUGGCUGGAGAGGUGGAACACCCUCGAGCCAUCGCUCUUGACCCCAGAGACGGCAUCUUGUUCUGGACAGACUGGGACGCCAGUUCUCCCAGGAUAGAAGCUGCUUCCAUGAGUGGCGAUGGUCGUCGCACCAUCCAUAGAGAAACUGGCAGCGGAGGAUGGCCCAAUGGCCUCACUGUUGACUACCUUGAGCGCCGUAUUCUGUGGAUUGAUGCCAGGUCUGACGCCAUCUACUCAGCUGCCUAUGAUGGUUCGGGCCUGAUCGAGGUUCUGCGGGGACAUGAGUACCUGUCCCACCCUUUUGCUGUCACCAUGUAUGGAGGGGAGGUUUACUGGACAGACUGGCGCACCAACACACUGGCCAAGGCCAACAAAUGGACUGGACACAAUGUGACUGUAGUGCAGAGGACCAAUACCCAGCCAUUUGACCUGCAGGUCUACCACCCGUCCAGACAGCCUCAGGCUCCUAACCCUUGUGCUGCUAACGAUGGAAAGGGUCCGUGCUCUCAUCUGUGCCUCAUCAACUACAACCAGACCUUCUCCUGUGCCUGUCCACAUCUUAUGAAGCUGCAAGCAGACAAGCACACCUGCUACGAGUCUCGUCAGUUCCUGCUAUAUGCUCGUCAGAUUGAGAUCAGAGGGGUGGACAUUGAUAAUCCUUAUUACAACUAUAUCAUCUCCUUCACCGUGCCUGUUAUUGACAACGUAACAGCAGUGGAUUAUGAUGCUCUGGAGCAGCGCAUCUAUUGGUCUGAUGUGCGGACUCAGAUGAUCAAGAGAGCUUUCAUCAAUGGGACAGGCGUGGAAACAGUGGUGUCUGCUGACAUUCCUAAUGCUCAGGGCCUGGCUGUGGACUGGGUGUCCAGGAAUUUGUUCUGGACCAGCUAUGAUGCCAGCAAGAAGCAGAUCAAUGUGGCCCGUCUGGAUGGCUCUUUUAAGAACUCUGUCAUUCAUGGACUGGACAAACCCCACUGCCUGGUGGUCCACCCGAUGCUUGGAAAACUCUAUUGGGCUGAUGGAGACAACAUCAGCAUGGCUAACACAGAUGGCACCAACCGUACUUUACUCUUCACCAAUCAGAAAAGUCCUGUGGGGCUCUCCAUUGACUUUCAUGAGGAGAGGCUCUACUGGAUCAGUUCAGGCAACAGCACCAUAAACCGCUGCAAGCUGGACGGCACAGGCCUGGAGAUCAUGGAAGGAGUGAAGGGCAAACUGACCAAAGCCACAGCUCUGGCUGUUAUGGGAGACAAGCUGUGGUGGGCGGACCAAGGCACAGACCAGGUGGGCACCUGUGACAAGAAUGGAGGCAACUGGAAGAUUCUGAGAAACAGCACUUCUCCUGUGAUGCAUAUGAAGAUCUACAAUGAAACAGUGCAGCAAAAAGGUACAAACUUGUGCACUAAGAACAAUGGGGACUGCUCUCAGCUGUGCCUGCCCACCUCCCCUACCAGUAGAGCUUGUAUGUGCACUGCAGGCUACAGCCUGAAGAGUGGCCAGCAGUCCUGUGAAGGUAUGGGCUCGUUCCUGCUUUAUUCAGUGCAUGAGGGCAUCCGCGGCAUCCCUCUGGACCCGGCCGACAAAUCUGAUGCUCUUGUGCCAGUGUCGGGCACCUCUUUGGCAGUGGGCAUUGACUUUCAUGCUGAGAAUGACACCAUCUACUGGGUGGACAUGGGUCUGAGUACUAUCAGCCGAGCCAAGAGAGACCAAACCUGGAGAGAAGAUGUGGUCACCAAUGGAAUUGGACGCGUGGAGGGCAUUGCCGUUGACUGGAUCGCAGGGAACAUCUAUUGGACAGACCAGGGCUUUGAUAUGAUUGAGGUGGCCAGGCUCAAUGGCUCCUUCCGCUAUGUGGUCAUCUCCCAUGGUCUGGACAAACCCCGUGCCAUUGCCGUGCAUCCAGAGAAAGGGUACCUGUUCUGGACAGAGUGGGGUCAGUACCCACGUAUUGAGAGGUCUCGACUUGAUGGUUCUGAAAGAUUGGUCCUGGUCAAUGUCAGUAUCAGCUGGCCCAAUGGCAUCUCCAUUGACUAUGAGGAGGGUCUGCUGUAUUGGUGUGAUGCUCGUACAGACAAAAUUGAGCGCAUAAAUCUUGAGACAGGAGGUAACCGGGAGCUGGUUUUGGCCGUUCAUAAUAUGGAUAUGUUUGCCGUGUCCGUGUUCGAAAACUACAUCUAUUGGAGCGACAGAACACAUGCUAAUGGCUCUAUUAAGAGAGGAAAUAAGAACAACGCCACUGACAUGGUCUAUUUGAGAACAGGGAUUGGUGUGCAGCUCAAGGACAUCAAAGUCUUCAACAGAGCAAGGCAGCAAGGCACCAACAUCUGUAAGGAUAACAACGGUGGCUGUGAACAGCUGUGUCUGUACCGUGGUAAUAACGCACGUACAUGCGCCUGUGCUCACGGCAUGCUGGCUGAUGAUGGUCGCACCUGUCGUGACUAUGAGGGCUACCUGCUGUACUCAGAGCGUACCAUCUUGAAGAGCAUCCACCUAUCAGAUGAAACAAACCUCAACGCGCCCAUAAAGCCUUUCGAAGACCCUGAUCACAUGAAGAAUGUCAUUGCCCUCACAUUUGACCACAGGGGUGGAGGUGGCAAAGGAGCUAACCGGAUCUUUUACAGCGACAUACACUUUGGCAACAUCCAGCAAAUCAACGAUGACGGUUCUGCCCGCAAGACGAUCGUCGAGAAUGUGGGCUCAGUGGAAGGUUUGGCAUAUCACAGGGCCUGGGACGCAUUGUACUGGACCAGCUACACCACCUCCACAAUCACUCGGCACACCGUGGACCAGACACGCAGCGGAGCGUUCCACAGGGAGACAGUGGUCACUAUGUCCGGAUCCGACCACCCCCGAGCCUUUGUACUUGAUGAGUGCCAAGGGCUGAUGUUCUGGACUAACUGGAAUGAGCUGGCUCCCAGCAUCAUGCGGGCAUCUCUGUCUGGGGCCAAUGUGCUGGUGAUUGUAGGCAGUAGCAUCCGCACACCCAAUGGUCUGGCUAUUGACCACCGGGCAGAAAAGCUCUACUUCUCCGAUGCCACGCUGGACAAGAUUGAGCGCUGCGAAUAUGACGGCAGCAACCGCUUUGUGGUCCUGAAGAAUGAACCUGUGCACCCAUUUGGCCUAGCUGUGUAUGGAGAGUACAUUUUUUGGACAGACUGGGUGCGCAGAGCUGUGCUCAGAGCCGAUAAGUAUGGCAGGGAUAUGAAAGUGCUGAGAGCUGAUAUCCCCCAGCAGCCCAUGGGCAUCAUCGCCGUGGCCAAGGACACCAACAGCUGCGAGUUCUCUCCAUGUCAAACUAAUAAUGGCGGAUGUGAAGAUCUCUGUCUGCUGACCUCAGAGGGACGGGUGAACUGCAGCUGCCGUGGGGACCGCAAAUUAGUGGAUGGCAACACCUGCGUUGCGGAAAACACGACUUGUCACAGCGUGGAUGAGUUUGAGUGUGGAAACGGAGACUGCAUCAACUACAGCCUGACCUGUGAUGGCCGCGCUCACUGUAAAGACAAAUGGGAUGAGAAGCCAGCAUACUGCUCUAACCGUGGGUGUAAGAAGGGCUACAGGCGCUGCCUGAACGGCCGCUGCAUCAAACACAUCUCCUGGUGUGAUGGCACGGACGACUGCGGAGACCGCUCAGAUGAGCUGCCUUGCAACAUGACCAUGUGUGGUGCGUUGGAGUUCCAGUGUAAGGAUGGGUCCUGCAUCUCCAACACUAGCCGCUGCAACCAGGUGGUGGACUGUGAAGAUGCCAGUGAUGAAAUGAACUGCAGCCCCACUGACUGCUCCAGCUUCUAUCAACUGGGAGUAAAAGGCGUGACCUUCCAGAAGUGUGAGUUCACUACGCUCUGCUAUGCUCCCUCCUGGCAGUGUGAUGGCUCCAACGACUGUGGGGACUUCUCUGACGAGAGGAACUGCCCAGCGAAGAGGAAGCAGAAAUGUCCGGUGAACUUCUUUGCCUGCCCCAGCGGCCGCUGCAUUCCUAUGAGCUGGACCUGUGACAAAGAGAACGACUGUGAGAACGGAACAGAUGAGACACACUGCGAUAAGUUCUGCUCACCGAAUCAGUUUGAGUGUGGGAAUCACCGCUGCAUCUCCAGCUCCUGGGUGUGUGAUGGUACAGAUGACUGUGGAGACGGUACAGAUGAGGACAGCCGAUGCAAUUCUAAGACAUGCAGUCCAGAGGACUUUCACUGUCCCCACUCUCACAUGUGCGUGCCUCAACGCUGGAAGUGUGAUGGAGACAAAGACUGCCCAGAUGGGGCUGACGAGGGAGCCAAGGCUGGCUGUUCAACCAAUACAACCUGCGACGAUGUAGAGUUUCAGUGCCAGAAUAAGCAGUGCAUUCCCAAGCACUUUGUGUGUGAUCAUGACUUGGAUUGUCGUGAUGGAUCAGAUGAGUCUCCAGAAUGCGAGUACCCCACUUGUGGUCCUAACGAUUUCCGCUGCGCUAAUGGUCAGUGCCUGAAGCAGAAGAACUGGGAGUGUGAUGGCGAGUUCGACUGCCAUGACCAUUCAGAUGAAGCACCCAAGAAUCCUCACUGCUCUGAGCCGGAGAAGCGCUGUAAUGACACAGCACACCUGUGCAACAAUGGGAAGUGUGUGAGCGAGCAGGUGCUAUGUGACAGGAAGGAUGACUGUGGAGAUGGCUCAGAUGAAAACAACUGCUUCGUCAAUGAGUGUCUGAACAACAAGCUCAGCGGCUGCUCUCAGCUCUGUGAGGACCUCAAGAUUGGCUACAAGUGCCGUUGUGAGCCAGGAUUCCGGCUGAAGCAUGAUGGGAAGACGUGUGUGGAUGUGGAUGAGUGCACCACCACCUACCCCUGCUCUCAGCGCUGUGUAAAUACACACGGCAGCUUCCACUGCUUCUGCGUGGAUGGCUACAUUAUGCAAGCUAAUGACUCCACUCGCUGCAAGUCUGUGUCCGAAGAGGAGGCUUUCCUCAUCUUCGCUAACCGCUACUACCUGAGGAAGUUGAACCUGGAUGGCAGCAACUACACCCUCAUCAAACAGGGUUUGAAUAAUGCCGUGGCACUGGACUAUCACUAUGCUGAGCAAAUGAUCUACUGGACGGAUGUGACCACACAGGGCAGCAUGAUCCGCCGCAUGCACAUGAAUGGCAGUAACAUAGAGGUGCUGCACCGGACUUCACUGAGUAAUCCGGAUGGGCUGGCUGUGGACUGGGUAGGUGGUAACCUCUACUGGUGUGACAAAGGCAGAGAUACCAUCGAAGUGUCUAAGCUGAAUGGGGCUUAUAGAAGUGUGCUGGUAAACACUGGCCUGAGAGAACCAAGAGCUGUGGCUGUGGACGUGCGAAAUGGCUAUCUGUACUGGUCAGACUGGGGAGAUAUCCCUCAUAUUGGCCGUAUUGGAAUGGAUGGCACUGACCGGCGCAUCAUCAUUAAGGACAAGAUCACCUGGCCAAAUGGCCUGACUCUAGACUUUAUUAAUGACCGCAUAUACUGGGCCGACGCUCGCGAGGACUACAUUGCCUUUGCUAGCUUGGACGGCACCAACAGACACACUGUGCUGAAUCAUGACAUCCCACACAUCUUCGCCAUGACUCUGUUCGAGGACUAUAUCUACUGGACUGACUGGGAGACCAAAUCCAUCAACAGAGCUCACAAGACCCUGGGUAUCAACAAGACCAUGCUGAUCAGCACCCUGCACAGACCUAUGGACAUCCACAUCUACCAUCCAUACCGACAGCCUGAGGUAACGAAUCACACAUGUCAGGUGGAUAAUGGAGGCUGCAGUAACCUGUGUCUGCUCUCUCCUGGAGGCGGCUACAAGUGUGCCUGCCCUACCAACUUCUACCUGGCCGCAGAUGGCAAACAGUGCUUGUCUAACUGCACGGCUAGUCAGUUUGUGUGUAAGAAUGAUAAGUGCAUCCCCUUCUGGUGGAAGUGUGACACUGAAGAUGACUGUGGAGACCGUUCGGACGAACCUGAAGACUGUCCUGAGUUUAAAUGUAGACCGGGGCAGUUCCAGUGUGGCACAGGCAUCUGCACCAACCCAGCUUACAUCUGUGAUGGAGACAAUGACUGCCAGGACAACUCAGAUGAGGCCAAUUGCGACAUCCAUGUGUGUCUGCCCAGCCAGUUUAAGUGUACCCACCCAAGUCGCUGCAUUCCUGGAAUUUUCCGCUGUAAUGGCCAGAACAACUGUGGUCAGGGGGAAGAUGAGAAAGAUUGCCCUGAGGUGACCUGCGCUCCAAACCAGUUCCAGUGUGUCAUCACUAAGCGCUGCAUUCCUCGCGUUUGGAUGUGUGACCGUGACAACGACUGUGUGGAUGGCUCUGAUGAACCAGCCAACUGCACUCAAAUGACAUGUGGAGUUGAUGAGUUCCGCUGUAAGGACUCGGGCCGCUGUAUCCCUGCACGCUGGAAGUGUGACGGCGAGGACGAUUGCGGUGACGCCUCAGACGAGCCCAAAGAGGAGUGUGAUGAGAGAACAUGUGAGCCAUAUCAGUUCCGCUGCAAGAACAACCGCUGUGUCCCAGGCCGCUGGAAGUGCGACUAUGACAAUGACUGUGGGGACAACUCGGACGAGGAGGAGUGCGUGCCGCGUCAGUGCUCAGAGAGCGAGUUUGCCUGCACUAAUGGUCGCUGCAUUGCCGGGAGGUGGAAGUGUGAUGGAGACCAUGACUGCGCUGAUGGGUCUGAUGAGAAUGGCUGUGAUCUGAAGUGUGAAGUAGAUCAGUUCCAGUGUAAGAACGGCCACUGCAUCCCCCUGCGCUGGCGCUGCGAUGCUGAUGCUGACUGCAUGGACGGCAGUGAUGAGGAGAGGUGUGAUGUUGCAGUGGAGCGCCUCUGUCCCAUUGACGAGUUCCAGUGCAACAACACACUGUGUAAGCCUCUGGCCUGGAAGUGCGAUGGUGAAGACGACUGUGGGGAUAACUCAGAUGAGAACGCAGAGGAGUGCCGGAAGUUUGUGUGUCCGCCCACCAGAAACUUCCGCUGUCAGAACGAUCGCGUGUGUUUGUGGAGCGGCAAGCGUUGUGAUGGCAUCAAUCACUGCGGGGACAAUUCAGAUGAGUUCAACUGUGAUGAGCAAGUCACCAAGUGUGGGAAGGACCAGUUUCAGUGCAGCAACGGCAAGUGCAUCAGCUCCACCCUGCGUUGCAACUUCUUCAACGACUGUGAAGACUAUGGCUCAGACGAGAUUGGCUGCAAGCUGGACACCACGCUGAAUGACUGUAAGAGUAAUAAGUCUCUGUGUGGAGAGACUGAAGAGGUUCACUGUGUGACAAACAACACAGAUUCCUUCUGCUCCUGCAAGCCAGGCUUCCAGAGCAACGGCUUCAAUAACUGUGAAGACAAAAACGAGUGCAGGCAGUUUGGUGUGUGUUCUCAUAUCUGUAACAACACCAAAGGCUCGUACAAGUGCAGCUGCCACAAACACUUUGUCAAGGUCAACGACACCUGCAAAACUGAUGAUCUGAACGUUAACAGCAGGAAAGUGCUCUACAUCGCUGACGAUAAUGAAAUCCGCAGUCUGGACCUCGGUAUGCCCAACUGGGCGUACGAGCAGACCUUCCAGGGUGACGUCAACGUGCGCAUCGACGCUAUGGACCUGCACGUCAAGACCAACCGCAUCUACUGGACUAACUGGCACACCAGCGGCAUCUCAUCCUUCCAGUUGCCGUCCCUAUCCACACCAUCUGGAUCCUCACCCAACUCCCACCGCAGCAAGAGGCAGAGCGAGAGAUCUGUCACUAACCUUGAAAUUCCAGGUCUGAAGACACCCAGAGGCAUUGCAGUGGACUGGGUUGCUGGAAACCUUUACUGGACAGACUCCGGCCGUGACGUCAUUGAAGUAGCCCAGAUAUCUGGCCAGAAUAGGAAGACCCUGAUCUCAGGGAUGAUUGAUGAGCCCUAUGCCAUUGUGGUGGAUCCUCCCAGAGGGACCAUGUACUGGGCUGACUGGGGCAACCACCCCAAAAUUGAGACUGCGGCAAUGGAUGGCACUUUGAGACAGCCACUGGUGCAUGAGAACCUUCAGUGGCCCACUGGUCUGGCAGUGGACUACUUCAAUGAGCGACUCUAUUGGGCUGAUGCGAAGCUCUCGGUCAUUGGCAGUGUGCGUCUGGACGGCACUGACCCUGUGGUGGCCGUCUCCAAUGUGAAAAACAAGCUCCUCCAUCCUUUCAGCAUUGAUGUCUUUGAGGAUUACAUCUACGGUGUCACCUAUAUCAACAACUAUGUAUUCCGCGUCAACAAGUUUGGCAAGGGUCCAAUGGAAAACCUGACUACAGGCAUCAACCACGCCACUGACAUUGUACUCUACCACCGCUACAAACAGCCAGAGAUGGCGAACCCAUGUGACAGGAAGAAGUGUGAGUGGCUGUGUUUGCUGAGCCCCAGUGGUCCAGUCUGCACCUGCCCUAAUGAUCGUGUUGCUGAUAACGGCACAUGUGUGGAGCUGCCCCCAGCCACUCAGUCCCCCAUCACUCCCUCGUGUAGUGUUCAGUGCCUAAACGGUGGCAUCUGUUUCCUGAAUGCUCGGAGUCAGCCAAAGUGCCGCUGCCCCACCAGCUACAGCGGGGAGAGGUGCGAGAUUGACCAGUGCAGAGACUACUGCAAGAACGGAGGAACAUGCACUGCUUCACAUGCUGGUGCUCCUACCUGCCGUUGCCUGACAGGCUUCACUGGACCCAACUGUAACCUGAACACGUGCAAAGACCACUGCCAAAAUGGAGGCACCUGUGCGGUCAGCCAGGGCAACCAACCCAUGUGCCACUGCCCUGAUGGCUUCUUGGGAGACCAGUGCCAGUACAGGCAUUGCGAUGGUUUGUGUGACAAUGGAGGGACGUGUCUGCAGACAGCCAAUGGGACCAAGCAGUGUCGCUGCACAGCACAGUUCCAAGGGCCCACUUGCAGCGUGGACAAGUGCAUGUACUGUGGAGAUGGCAAGUGUAUGCCAAAGCGCCCCGAAGGAGUGGCAUGCAGCUGUGGUAGUGACAUACUACAGCCCAGCUGCUACAACUGCAAUAACUUCUGCAUCAACGGACUCUGUUCUAUAGAUCAUCGCACCAUGCUUCCACAGUGCAAGUGUCCUUCAGGCUGGCACGGGUAUCGAUGUGAGAUCACUGCCUAUCCUGCAGGUUCUGGAGAUUCGUCUGGAAACGCUGCCUCUGUGAUCAUUCCAGUGCUACUGCUGCUAAUACUGGCGCUCCUGGUGGUUGGCGCCAUCUUGUGGUAUAAGAAGAGAAUGCGAGGGUCUAUGAGGCGGGCCAAGCCCAGCUCCAGAUGCUUGCGUGCUAAGGGAUUCCAGCACCAGAGGAUGACUAAUGGAGCCAUGAAUGUAGAGAUUGGGAACCCUGCAUACAAGAUUUACGAAGGAGAGCCGGACGAUGAUGCCGGAGAGCUGCUAGACUCAGACUUCACUUUGGACCCAGACAAGCCCACUAACUUCACCAACCCUGUGUAUGCCACACUCUACAUGGGCGCCCACAACAGCCGCAACUCUCUGGCCAGCACAGAUGAGAAGAAGGAGCUGCUGUCCGCAGGGGACGAGGACAUGGGCGACCCGCUGGCAUAGAGCCACCCUCCCUCAGAUGCCACUCCCCUUCAUGCCUUUAAACAUCAGAAGAAAAGCAACAACGAGAGUGAGAACACUGUAUAAAAUGUUAAAAAAAAAAAAAAAAAUGAAGGACUACUUUUGUAUGUGAUUGCAGUAUUAUAUUUUAUUCUUUGACAAAU